Molecule: messenger RNA, 993 nt
Organism: Ornithorhynchus anatinus (platypus)
Lineage: Eukaryota; Metazoa; Chordata; Mammalia; Monotremata; Ornithorhynchidae
Product: actin-histidine N-methyltransferase
Exons: 1
Biological process (GO): peptidyl-lysine monomethylation; peptidyl-lysine dimethylation; actin modification
Molecular function (GO): histone H3K36 methyltransferase activity; histone H3K4 methyltransferase activity; protein-L-histidine N-tele-methyltransferase activity
Source: RefSeq, a predicted model, not a curated record
GGAAGGACUUGCUGGCUCCUGACUGUAUCUGACACCUCAGCAUGUAGAUUGCUGUUGACAUCACUUAUCUGAAGAGUUUUUGAAGACUGGCGUCUGCCUGUAGGGUCAGAAGAUGGGUAAGAAGAGCCGAGUGAAAACUCAGAAAUCAGGUACCGGAGCUACAGCAACAGUAUCACCAAAGGAAAUGUUGGAUCUAAUUAGUGAACUAUUACAGAAAUUCAGCAGCCCAACCCCUGGCCCUGGAAAGGAAUGGGAAGAGUAUGUGCAGAUUCGUGCCCUUGUUGAAAAAAUACGGAAAAAGCAAAAAGGGCUGUCAGUUACUUUUGAUGGAAAAAGAGAAGAUUAUUUCCCUGAUCUGAUGAAAUGGGCCACUGCAAAUGGAGCAUCCACGGAGGGGUUUGAAUUGGUUAACUUUGAAGAGGGUUUUGGUCUCAGAGCAACAAGGGAAAUAAAGGCAGAAGAACUGUUCCUGUGGGUUCCAAGAAAAUUGCUGAUGACAGUUGAAUCAGCUAAAAAUUCAGUGUUGGGGUCCUUAUAUUCUCAAGACUGAAUCCUUCAGGCUAUGGGGAACAUCACAUUGGCAUUUCAUCUUCUUUGUGAACGAGCCAACCCUAGCUCUUUCUGGCUGCCGUACAUACAGACUCUCCCUAGCGAAUAUGAUACUCCUCUCUAUUUUGAAGAAGACGAAGUGCAGUAUCUUCAGUCAACACAGGCCAUCCAUGAUGUCUUCAGCCAGUACAAAAAUACAGCUCGACAAUAUGCCUAUUUCUACAAAGUUAUUCAGACCAAUCUUAAUGCCAACAAACUGCCCUUGAAGGAUUCUUUCACUUAUGAGGACUACAGAUGGGCAGUGUCUUCUGUUAUGACGUGACAAAACCAAAUUCCAACAGAGGAUGGUUCCCGAGUGACUCUGGCUUUGAUUCCUUUAUGGGAUAUGUGUAAUCACACCAAUGGGCUGCCCACACACUCCGCUCCUCUGGUGCUAACCUUCUC